This is a messenger RNA of Xiphias gladius (swordfish), 1199 nucleotides long. RefSeq names its product sodium channel modifier 1 (gene scnm1). The transcript has 8 exons. The record is from RefSeq and is a predicted model, not a curated record. Gene Ontology annotation, cellular component: nucleus. Gene Ontology annotation, biological process: RNA splicing. Lineage: Eukaryota; Metazoa; Chordata; Actinopteri; Istiophoriformes; Xiphiidae. Bases 115 to 903 code for a protein of 262 amino acids.
UGCCUGGGAACGCAACAUUGCUAUCAGGAACUGGCUGGUCGUUGUCGUACAGUAGCUAGCUUGUCAGCUAACCUGUGACGGACGUCUCUUUUCAGAUUAUCGAACAUAAUAAUUAUGUCUUUUAAAAGGGAAGGUGAUGACAAGAGUCAGUUGAACAUCCUGAAGAAGCGGCGUGUGGCAGAUCUUCUGUCAAAUUUUAUUCCAGAAGAUGAAGCAGCUCUCAUGAAAAAUGGAAGAUACACUUGCCUUGUGUGCUCCUAUCGUCCUGUGUUUGAUACAGUUGACAUGCUGACAGUCCACAGAAAGGGGAAAAGGCAUCUAGAAGGAUUAAAAGCAUUCUAUGGCAGGAAAGCACAGGUGAAGAAUGAAAUAACAAAAAGGCAACAUGAAAACUACAUCCAGGCUGAGGACAGAAGACAGGAACCCUCCAGUUCAGCCCCUUUACUGGCACAAACCCGGAGGCUUACACAUCACGCUCUGUUGAAGACUGUACCGUACAACAGUUGCCAUCGAAAAACCAGCACAAAAUCUGAUAAAGGACCGGCAGGCAUCGGCUCAGAUCCCAGUGGCAACGCUUGCAGCAGAACGCCAUCUGAGCAAAAAAACACAUGUUUGAAAACUGAAGUUUCAAACCGCGUACCACCAAGCAGUUCUAGUGGCUUCCCAGCAGCCAAUAAAGAGUUACAUCCAUCGAAGGACAUAAAGGGCUCUCAGCUUACUGUGGCACAUGAGGGCGAUCCCAUGACACCCCAGAGGAGGAGAGAGCUGGAGCACUACCUCAAACUGAAAAGUGAUGGGUGGCUACAAGACCCGAGCGGCCAGUGGAUUAAAGACGAGAACGUGGAGUUUGAUUCCGAUGAGGAGGAGUCUCCUCCACUUGCCUGCCUACCCACAAGUCACUGAGAGGACUAAGAACUGUGGGGGAAAAACAAAGAUGAACUUGUACCCCAGUGGUACGUUCAGAAGCCACGGCGCUGCCUGAAACAGCCACAGCUCCACGUGCAAGGACUUUAUGUAACAGAUUUAUACCAUCCGGCAACCUUUCAUUGAAUCACAUGGUCUUCUUGUGUUGAGUCUACAGCGCCUGUAUAAUCUGUGGACACACUCCUUAGUUGAAAUAGAAACCUGCUACUCACUCGUGAUAAUCAGCUGCAACUGCUGGUGUUUUUAUUUUGCUAAUAAAAAAAACUUACUAUUUA